CGUGUGCCCAUGAGGUCGUUGCUGUUGGUGCUUCUGCUGAUUGGCGUCCAGGCUGUACUGAACAUGGGAGGUGUCCUGGGCCCGGUGGCAGCCAACCACAGCGCAGAACACCACACAGUAGCCAAUGGCAGAGCAGAACAGCAGCGGGCGGCCCGCCUCUCAGUGUCACCUCAGCAGGAGCAGCAGAUUCAGCAGAGACCCAGCCGGACCAGACAGGCCCACAGGCCAGCCUCUCUACCCCAGGACAGGAGCUCUUCCCUGGGCCACUCUGAGACAAGCUCCCCCUCUACCCCCUCCAUCCCGGAGGUGGACCCCAAACUGUUCAGCAAGCGACGCUACCACCCCUCACCGCGCGUCGUCUUCAGCGACGUACCCCCCUCUCACCGCGGCCUGGGGGGGGAGACGAGGGAAGAGGAGGGAGAGGAGGAAGUGGGGAGGGUGAUGGGUGGGGGAGUGAGGGUGAGGCGGAGAGCGGGGGGGCAGCCCAUGCACAGGGGGGAAUACUCCGUGUGUGACAGCAUCAGCGUGUGGUUGGGGAACCUGACCAAGGCCACGGACAUCGCCGGCAACGAGGUGGAGGUUCUACCAGAGGUGAAGAUAGACAACGUCCGCAAGAAACAGUUCUUCUACGAGACCACCUGCCGCGUGGCCACACCCCCGGGGGGCGGAGCUGGGGGAGGAGUUAUGGGAGGCGGGCCCAAGGCGGGGGUCAAAUCAGGGUGUCGCGGCAUCGACGGCCGGCACUGGAACUCGUACUGCACCAACUCACACACGUACGUGCUGGCGCUCACCAAGUCCAAGGAGCAGAUGGCGUGGAGGCUGAUACGCAUCAACGCAGCGUGUGUUUGUGUCCUCAGCCGCAAGUCCUGGAGGCACUGACCUUUAACCCCUGGGAAUAUGGACUAUGAACCCUGAACCACACAGUGCACACACCAUCAUCACUGACCUUUAACCCUUGGGAAUAUGGACUAUGAACCCUGAACCACACACAGUACACACACAAUCAUCGGCCAUCACUAGGGGUCGAGUAUGAUUGUUCUCCUGGUGGGUCUCACACACACACCCUUGAAUCACCCCCCCCCCCCCACCUCAGUCA
Molecule: messenger RNA, 1096 nt
Organism: Salvelinus fontinalis (brook trout)
Lineage: Eukaryota; Metazoa; Chordata; Actinopteri; Salmoniformes; Salmonidae
Gene: ngfa
Product: nerve growth factor a (beta polypeptide)
Exons: 1
Coding region: 10-879 (289 amino acids)
Biological process (GO): memory; cell surface receptor protein tyrosine kinase signaling pathway; regulation of neuron differentiation
Molecular function (GO): nerve growth factor receptor binding; growth factor activity
Source: RefSeq, a predicted model, not a curated record